Cercospora beticola is the source of this 1453-nucleotide messenger RNA. The record is from RefSeq and is a predicted model, not a curated record. Lineage: Eukaryota; Fungi; Ascomycota; Dothideomycetes; Mycosphaerellales; Mycosphaerellaceae.
GUCCCUCCAUCCCUCCAACUCUGUCUGUCUCCCUUGCCCACCACACGCAUUGGGGCACACAACCACCAUGGCUUCCCUGCAACGUCUCCUCGUGUCCUUUAUGGUCAUUCUGACCUUCGCGUUCGUCUUUUUCGCCCAGUCCGUCGAUGCGCAAAAAGGCCCCAAGAUCACCCACAAGGUCUACUUCGAAAUCACACAUGGCGACGAGGAAUUGGGCCGCAUCGUGAUCGGUCUAUAUGGCAAGACUGUUCCAAAGACCGCUGAGAACUUCCGCGCUCUCGCUACUGGCGAGAAGGGCUUUGGCUACGAGGGCUCCACCUUCCACCGCGUGAUCAAGGACUUCAUGAUCCAGGGUGGUGACUUCACCAACGGUGACGGCACUGGUGGCAAGUCCAUCUACGGCAAUAAGUUCGAUGAUGAGAACUUCAAGUUGAAGCACUCCAAGAAGGGUCUUCUGAGCAUGGCCAACUCUGGCAAGAACACCAAUGGCUCACAGUUCUUCAUCACCACCGUCCUCACAUCUUGGCUCGACGGCCGCCACGUCGUUUUCGGCGAAGUCCUUGAGGGCAUGGACAUCGUCCACAAGAUCGAGAACGCACCCAAAGACGGCCGCGAUAGACCUUCCAAGGAAGUCAAGAUUGCCAAGAGCGGCGAACUCGAAGUUCCCGAAGAAGGUAUCAGGGCUGAGCUAUAGAACUUCUCCCAUGACUCGAAGGCCACGCAGAACCCGUUGCUCCACUCGAUGACGAUGAAGUAUUCGGCGGCAAUAGUGCAAAGGUGGUGGGAGAGAGCAUUGGUGAGGAGGCACUUGCAGAGGUCGCUGGCCGCUUGAACCGCGAGCAGAUCCUUGCCACCGCUACGGGCAUGAGCCUUUCCUUGAAGCUGUUUCUCGUUGCAUGCGUUAUUGCUGCUUGCUGGAUGUUCGUUGCCGCGCACCGCACAAGGAGAGGGGGCAGGGUGGCUGGAAGACAUGGUGCGUACCCGGAAAAGUCGCUGGGUAGUCAAGCCUAGAUCGACGUCCGACGACGAACAUGAUAUACAAUGAGAAAAGGUUUGAAAUAGAGCAAACAUUCUUGCGAGAGCAGUACGUGCCGGCCACUUGCGCAAGUGGUAAGAAAGCGUCAAACUUGGCUCAAAUUUGUUGCAUAUCGUUCAUGAUGCUAACAUGUCUCGACGCUUACUGCUGUUCUUCGGAGCUCAGCCCAGCGAAGAGGACCAUACAGGCUUCGCUGGCCCGAUGGAACUACUCGUACCUUCCACACCAUUUAUAGUGCUUGCCGCCCUCCCCGCUGCAAAUAGUACAACGUUUGACGAAGAUCUCACUGCGUGACGGCAUGCUUUGAGUUUGACUCGGGGGUCAGAGGGGUUGUGCUUUGAGUCACUUAAGGCUUGUCGUGAGUGUUUCGGUUGCUUUCUGUCGCGGGAUGUUUAGACUCAAGAAAGAGACAACGUA